Molecule: messenger RNA, 4647 nt
Organism: Dinoponera quadriceps
Lineage: Eukaryota; Metazoa; Arthropoda; Insecta; Hymenoptera; Formicidae
Gene: orb
Product: cytoplasmic polyadenylation element-binding protein 1
Exons: 12
Coding region: 435-2510 (691 amino acids)
Biological process (GO): negative regulation of cytoplasmic translation
Cellular component (GO): neuron projection; cytoplasm; synapse
Molecular function (GO): ribosome binding; translation factor activity, RNA binding; mRNA regulatory element binding translation repressor activity
Source: RefSeq, a predicted model, not a curated record
UUCGGAGCGCUUGUAAUUCCGCCCGCAAACCAGGGCAAACGGCGGCAGGCGGCGGAUGCACGGCGCCGAUCGCAGGUGUCGGAAUCGUCGUCGGGGCGAUCCUCUGCCGCAGUAGUCUGAAGUCGCCCCCUUACCACCGCCGCCGCCGCCGCCGUGGUCGUCGCGCGUGUUUGUCACCAUUCGCGCGUAACUUCUCGCGGCACGCGCGACGCCAGGAGAUCGCAUUGUUCCGUAUCGCGGGCCGCGUUGUCGUUAGCCGUCGAGUCGCGGCUCUCACUCGCUCGUGUCCUUCGAGACCGUGCGAGAGCGAGCUGUGAGUGAGCGAGCGAGCUGAUAGAUCUACCACGGUAAUCGGCCCGUCGACGACGCAUCGUCCUGCGAGCUCUCGCCGUCUCCUCGUGACCGACCCCGCAGGACCACCCUCCGCUCCGGACAUGCCUAUGCUGUUGCAGUCGUCGGACCCCUUGCUGGUGAGCGAGGAGAACGACAGGGCAGACCUGGGAUUCGAUCGAGGCGCGUCGAUGAAUCACCCGGAUCCGGUGCAUCAUCAGGACACGAUGCAGAAUCGGGAGCGCAGCAAGCUGUUGCUGCGGAAGCUCAACCAGAACCGCGAGCGGGAGCGCGGCAAGGAGCGCGAUCAGGAGCGCGAGAGAUUGCAUCAGUUGCAGUCGAUCAACAAUCUGCUGCUGGACCUACCGCCGCCGCCUGCGCAUAUCUCCAGUUACUCCCAAGAGGUCCCCUCGUCGCAGUCCGACAAGAACAACACCGACGGCGACAGCGCGAUCUCGGAUAUGUUUGGAUUGGGUUUGCCCCGGGGAUCGUUGAUGGGAAGCCAAUCGGCGGCGGUCGGCUCUCCGAGUUACCGUAAUUAUCAGUAUUACGGUCAAGCUCAGGGAUCUUCUGCCUCUCAGCAGCAGCACGAGUGCCACCGCAACCACGGCUUCUGCUCGAACUCCUCGACUCUGGACACACCGAGCUCACCGAACUCUGCGACCGCUCCUGGCAGCCCCAGCACUCCCUGCAGCUUCACGUCGGAUCCUUACAGCUAUUCGUCCACUGCCAGCAACAGUACAAACACGCCAUCUUCGCCGACCAGCCGACCGUCGUUCCAGUAUCCCGGUACUUCGUCAUCCUCCACUGACUCAUCGUACUAUGGUCGUCCGAUACGAGGCUGCUCCACGCCGUACAGCGAUUGCGGUAGUCCGACAUUGGAGUUCUCUCAUCUUCUGGGAUGCAACGGCUCGCGCUCCAAUUCGCCGGCCGACUCGGAGACGAGCGGCGUCGGUAGCGCGGACGGUUCCUUGUCCGACAUAAUAAUGAACUGUUUGUCGCUGAAUUCCUCGUCGAAUUCUUGCUUCCCUCAGUCCUUGGACUCCAUAAUAUCGGGGAAGGCGAACGCGUGCCCGAGCAAUCGGACUGCGUUCGAGCGUAUGGCUGUGAAAAAGUAUUUGUCAUCGUUACAGCAGAAUCCCACAAAUCCGCAUUAUUACCAACAUCAUCACGGGCUCGGGCAGACUCGCAGCAAUUUUCUCAAUUCUCUCCUGAAUUACGAGAAAAAUUGCUGUUCCGCUCUUGGUAGCACUGCGCGUAGGUUGGCCCAGCCGGUCUCGCUCGAUCGGGUAGCGCGUUCCCAUAGAAAUGCCGCUGCACAUUGUUACCCGACGUGCACAUGGAGCGGCUUUCUGCCACAAAGCACCGACGAGCCGGUCGCUUAUUCGCCUAAGGUGUUUCUGGGAGGUGUGCCGUGGGAUGUUACGGAGGCUAUUCUGAUCUCGACAUUCAAGCAAUUCGGACCGGUGCGCGUUGAAUGGCCGGCGAAAGCACCGUCCGCUCAGCCAAAGGGAUACGCGUACAUUAUAUUCGAAUCAGAGAAACAGGUCAGGGCGAUGUUAUCCUGUUGCACUCACGAUAUUACCAACGGCAAGAGGUGGUAUUACAAAAUUAUAUCGAAGCGUUCCAAACCGAAAGAUGUGCAAGUGAUUCCAUGGAUUCUGGAGAACAGCAAUUACGUCAAAUCUUCGUCGCAAAGGCUCGAUGCGCAUAAAACGGUGUUCGUCGGGGCGCUACACGGGAUGCUGACGGCCGCAGGAUUAGCGAAAGUCAUGGAUGAUCUUUUCCACGGAGUCAUUUAUGCAGGUAUCGACACGGACAAGUACAAAUAUCCGAUAGGAUCCGGCCGUGUCACGUUCAGUACGAAGCAGUCGUACUUCAAAGCGAUCACCGCUUCCUUCAUUGAGAUUAAGACUGACAAAUUCACGAAGAAGGUACAAGUAGAUCCGUAUAUCGAAGAAUCGAUAUGCUCCGUGUGCGUCGUACAGCAAGGACAUUAUUUCUGUCGCGAUGCGGUGUGUUUCCGAUACUUCUGUCGCAGCUGCUGGCAGUGGCAGCAUUCCGUGGACUCGAUGUCGCAUCACACACCUCUGACGCGGAACUCGAAGACGAAUCAAGUGAUAGGAUUGAAUUCGAACUUCGGAGUGAACAACUAUCCCCGUAUGUCGAGCAUGGUCUAAAAGAGCGAUGUUCGAAGAGAAGAAAAACUCGUACUCGCGUGGCCACAAUUUUCAGUACUCGCUUUACGCUCGCGCCGUCGUUCUCCUCCACUUUUUGUUCCUUUUGACUUCUUCCGGUACCGACGUUGCGCCGCCUAAUCUCGAACAUUAGGCAACAGGGUGCAGACUAAGUUUUUUUUAUCGCAGAGCCGCGGACAGCUAGUCUGACGAUACACGGGGAUACGCAGGGAUUCGUCGUCAAUUUUCAGCUGCGAAUAAUGCAACGAUUGGUUUGUUAUCGUUAAUGCGCGAGGAGAACAUGAUGGAUGUUGAAAUCGUGUUUGUCAGAAAGUUCCUAUUGCGAACGCAGUUUUUUUUUUUUUUUUUUUUUUACUACGUUCGAGCAAACGAUACUUUUAUUUAGUGCGCUCAUUUAGAAGAAAAGAAAGAAGGGAUAAAGAGAGAGAGACAGGUUCUCUCGUCGAUUUUUUUUUUUACCGCGAAAUAAUAUAGAUUGUGCCAACAGUAUACUGGAUUUACGAUCGUGCAUUUAGGAGUAAAACGCGUAUACACACAUACACGCACGCACACUUAACGAAUACAGACGCACACACACACACACGCACACACACACGCACACGUUUUCGUUAAAGUCGUGAGAGUUGAAUUGUGGUUUUCACAGUGACAAUAAUUUUUUACGCGAGACGAAUAGGCUCCGUUAUGUAUGCAAUUCGAGCUGGGCUCGAAUGGAAAACACACGUAGGAUUCUCAGGAAAUUUAUAUAGCUUCAUCAUCAUGCGUUUAUCGUGUGAAUAAGAAGGAUAUAUUGCGCUUAAUUUAUGAAUUGUUACGAUAUAAUGCUAGAAAGGUGAUUCUAGCAACGGUGUCUCUAAUUAAUAAUUAUGCGAUUAAUUAUUUGUCAUUUAUUACAAUGCGCGCGUGAUAUAUAUCCGAUGUUGAUGUGAUAUAACGGGAGAUCCUUUCCGAUUUGUAUACUCGUACAACUCGCUGAUCGUUCUUCCAUUAAGGAUACGGAUUGUCGAUUGACGUUACACAUUUGUUAAUUUUUACGUUAGAUCACAAUGUAUCUCUUUACAUCCGAUUGCAGCGUGAGCGGCCGCGAUCGAUUAGAGUCGGUCUAACCGAGGCGGGCGGCCGCCGCAAGAUGUGUUUUGCUCACACGGACUGUUUAACGGCUGACGAAAUGGAGAAGUACAUGGUCUACGAUUCUCUGGCGCGGAUUGUAGGGAAUUGAUUCGCUUUUAUUUUUAUUUUUUUUUUCUCUUUCCUUUUUGUUAUCAUGUAAACGAAGAUGUUGCAUCUUUCCUUUGAGUGAAAGGCCUCACCCUUUACCACGCGUUUCUCCUGUUUUGAUACGAUUUUGUCGAAUUAAAAAUCAUAUUUUUGCAGAUACACUGUCUUAUCUCUGUUUUUAUUUACACUUUCUUUUUUUUGCUUCACCACUCAGCUCUCACCGUCGCAAGUAACUAGCAACCCUUCCGCUCGCGUUGAUGCGUGAGAGAUCGAAAGAGUCGGAGCGAUCGUUUUAUCCGCGGUUAGCUCUCACUGUACGUUGCUCUUUACGAUAAUGUUCUAGCUACUUCAUAGUUGAGUCUUAUCAUCGCGCGCCACGCGCGUCUGUUCGUUUUAGCGCGAUGACUGAUGAUGUAACGGGAAUAUUUUAACACAAGCGCACACCGAGUUGCCAACGAAAAGUAGUAGUAAGUAGUGUCGGUAAAAAUAACGGAUACACUCUCAACGGCCGCGAUUUAUCGCCAUAGCGAAGAUGCAUCGUGGUCGGGAAAGUGCAUCUUGUCGCUACAAAAAAGGUCUAAGACUGCUUACCGGAGUGAUAACGAUGAAAUUGCACGUUGCGGUUAAAUACGGCAUGAACAGCACGGUGUGACGCCGAGAGGACGUCAUUGACGACAAUGACGUCUCUGAUGCGCCAAUAUGACGUCCUUUGACGUCCACUCCUGCUCUAUCCGAGGAAGUAGCCGAUAUCCGCUGAUUCGUGAAGGAAUACUUGAUAUGACACGCGAUAUAUAUGUUGUAUAUCCCGUUGAGUAUAUCACAUGUAUAUGGUUCACAUAGAUGACGAUAAUAACGUGGUUGCUACAUAUAUAAGCGAUUAUUAAAAAAAAGUGCUUUAAGACAC